Molecule: messenger RNA, 1287 nt
Organism: Rhopilema esculentum
Lineage: Eukaryota; Metazoa; Cnidaria; Scyphozoa; Rhizostomeae; Rhizostomatidae
Source: RefSeq, a predicted model, not a curated record
AUGACACAAGAAGGAGAAGAAGUUAGGUCAACUUCAGAGGAGAUUGAGAAAUCAAGGGAUCUUGAAAUCGAGAAAGAGAUCACGAAAUUAACAUAUUUCACUGAGCAAACAAACGAGUUAUUUGAGGGUAAGGAUUAUAGGGAGAUUGAGAUUGUGACUAAGAGAAUAGAACAAAUUCAUGGAAAGAUUUCAGAUUUGAUACUGCAGUUUGAAGAGCUAAAAAUAGAUGAAGGCAAAUCAGCCAGGGCAGUAAGACAAUGGAAAAAGGAAACAGAAGAGAAAUUCUUAAAGCAGCUUGAUGACAAAGAAAAGCUUAUUGCUGCGUUGAAAGAAAAUGAGAAUCAAAUCAAGGAGAAGGAGAAUAGAGUUAAAGAGAGAGAAUUUCAUUUACAAGAAGAAAGAUUUAUAGCACAACAGAGAUUACAAGCAGAUUUUGAAAGAAAGCUAAGUGAGGAAAAAUAUUUAAGAGAGCAGCAAAUAUGGGAAAAGAGAAUGGAAGCUGAAAUGAAAUUAGCAGAAAGAAAAUUGGAGUUAGAAGCUGGAGCUAAAGCAAAUUAUUCAAAAUUGCCAGAGCUUAGGGUUACACAGUUUAACGGCACUCUGUCAGAUUGGGUGAGAUUUGAAAAUAUGUUUACAACACAAGUAUUAAACAAAGGAUUUGGUGAUGAGAUCAAAUUUGGCUACUUGCUGGAAAUGGUAAAUCCAAAAGUCAGAGAAAAAAUUGCAAAUUUGAAGCCAGGUUCAGAAGGUCUAAAGAUAGCAUGGGACAGAUUAAAGAAAGAAUAUGGACAAACACAAACUGUUAUAAACACACACAUUGAGGAAGUUGUAAAUUUACCAGUUAUAAGAUCACCCAGUUACCAAAAGAUUCAAGAUUUCUAUGAGAAACUGAGCAAAAACUGUGAUGCCCUUUUGACACUAGGAGAGAAAGAGGUUCUUAAGGAAUUUGUGAUGACAACCUUGAAUAAGCUUCAAGCCAUAAAGUCAGAUUUAGUGAGAAUAGACGAGAAGUGGGAAACAUGGGAAAUGCAUGAUCUAAUUGAGAAUAUUCAUGCAUGGCUGAGAAGAAACAAACCAGAUGACAUAGGCAGGGAGACAGAAAAAAGAGAAAGGCACUGGUAUGCUGGAGAUUCAAACAGAGAAAAGAGAAAGCCAAAGUGCAUUUAUUGUGAUGCAGAGCACUGGUCAGACAAGUGUGACAAAUAUGAAACAACAGAGAAAAGAAAACAACAUUUUAGAGAUAACAAGUUGUCCCUUCAACUAUUGGGUCUUUUGGUUUGCCUUUGA